Paramecium sonneborni is the source of this 793-nucleotide messenger RNA. The record is from the annotation of a GenBank genome assembly. NCBI's taxonomy places the organism in Eukaryota, Ciliophora, Oligohymenophorea, Peniculida, Parameciidae.
AUGAAAUGUUAUAGCAUAAUAUUAUUCUUCAUUUUAAUUGCAGAGACUAAAAGUUUGGAUGAAAAUAGUAUAAUAUUACUUAGUUUAUCCUAAUCAUUUAGUUCAAUAAUAGUUACUGAGUUGGGAGAUAAAGUAAUAAUAAAUAUAUAAUAGACCUUCUUCUUAGCUGCUAUAAUGUCAAUAAAAUAUAAUCGAAUAGCAGUUUUAAUUGGUUCUACAGUAGCUCUAAUAAUGAUAACAACAAUAAGUACAAUUUUUGGGAUUGUGAUUCCUGAAUUGAUUUCAAUCCUAUAUGCAUAAAUUAUAGUUUCAAUAGUUUUUUAUGGAUUUGGUGUUAAGUUUAUAUAUACAUGGUAUACUAUGCAGAAAGAGAAAGAAGAAUUGUAGGAAGUAGAAUAGGAAUUAACAACAUUGGAUAAAAAGUUAAUGAAUUUACCAGAUCCUGAAACAGAUCAAGUUAAUGAUAAUGUUACAAAAAGUAAGAAUCUCAAUAUUGUUAAUAGAUUUUAUACAAGUACAAUUCUAAUCUGUAGUAUGGUAAGCUUUUACUUUAACACUUUUGGGAGAGUGGGGAGAUAAAAGUCAAAUUACCACUAUAAGUUUGACUGCUAUAUAUAAUCCCAUUUAUGUCUUUAUGGGUGCCAUUAUAGCCCAUUUUAUUUGCACAGUUAUAGCAGUUCAUGGUGGAAAGUUGAUUGCAAAUAAAUUAUCAGAAAAAAAUUUCAAUUUUCUUGGUGGUAUUACUUUCUUUUGCAUAGCAUUAAUAAACACUUAUAUUGCAGUAUUUUUAUGA